This is a messenger RNA of Penicillium arizonense, 2373 nucleotides long. RefSeq lists its product as uncharacterized. The transcript is spliced from 2 exons. The record is from RefSeq and is a predicted model, not a curated record. NCBI's taxonomy places the organism in Eukaryota, Fungi, Ascomycota, Eurotiomycetes, Eurotiales, Aspergillaceae. Bases 1 to 2373 code for a protein of 790 amino acids.
AUGAACGCCAUCAAGAACCCUGUUUCCGUGGGCUCUGGCUUGAUAGACUCGCGCCAAAAAGACCCAAUGACUACCAGAAGCCCAGCUACUGCAGCAUACAACCGCAGAACCUCAGGGCGCCAGAAGCUGAAAGCUCCUUUACCCCAACCAGGAUCAGUGGUUCCUCGAUUGAAACUCACCAAGCCAAGACAGCCCAUUUCGACUGAUCUGGAGGUCGAUUGGGAGGAGGACUUGCGCCCUACGCCAAAUGAGACCAAAGGCAACGAAGAAGCCGCUGCUUCUGCCACGGCCAAACGCAGGAAAGCCAACACCAGGAAGAGCGUCACUGCUAAGAACAACAGCGACCAGGGACCCCAAUUGCCAUUGAUUACUCUCAAGGCCGGCAUUGUGUCUGCAGCUCUAGACAACAAGGCAUCUGUCGGAUUGGGUAUAUCAAACGGUGAAACCAGAGGCUCUGUCACAAAGAACAUCGCGGAAAUGUCCGAGACUUCUCAUCGAAAGCAACCCAAGAAAGAUGGCCCCAUCGCGAAUGUGAAUAAAGGCAAACAGCCCAUUGACAUAUCCAGCGGAACAUCAGUAUCAUCUGGGACACCCUCUGAUUCUAUCGAUGAAAGCCGAGGACCGUUUCGCGCAACUACCUCGAAAGUCAGUAUUAUGGAGCAUAGGGCACAAUCCCAAAGACAAGCAAGCAGGGGAAAAGCUGUUUGUAAGCGACCAACCAUUGCAUCGAGUUCAGAUGGCGACAUUCUGGGAUCGUCUCGGCCAAGUGCUUCAAAAGUCACCAUUCUUCAGGCAAGGGCACAGCCCAAGAGACAAACCUGCAGGGCCAAGGCUCCUCAUUACAAGAAGAAUUCGGAACGGCAUGGCAGAGCAAAGUCUGUCGGCAGUAAACUGAUGCUUGCACUUCAUGGAGCAAUAGUUUCUUCACAAGCUCAGUCAACCACAGAGGAUGUUUCACUUACUGUUCUACCUCCCAUUGUCCCAAUCAAGCCAGUACUGACCGAAGAACCACUUGACGACCAAUCACCGGCGUAUUCACCGGCAGAGGAGCCGAUGAGGAUUCCGGAGGUUGAUCGAGUCCAAGAUGACACAAAGCCCGUUGAAAAGCGCAAAUACCAUGCCAAUCUUGAUCCUUUCAGCGAGCUGUCCAUUGUCCAGUCACAUGAACCCAAGAUAGAAAACGCGCAACAGACUGACUUGACCCAGAUUUGGGAAUCUCUGUCCAGUACACAUGAUGAUUCCUCUGAAUUCGAAGUCGGCAGAGGCUUGGUGGGCGAUCAACCCUCAAUCCUCGACUACCACAUGGAAAUGGAGCAUCUGCCCGGAUUUGCAGCGCUGCAGCCCAACAGAUCUCUGCCAAACACUCCUUCUCAAGUCACUAACCCCUUCCCGAGCCAGGAAGACACCUCAUCGGAGGCCUCAAACGCCGAAAUGACCGCGGAAAUUCAAGAGAUCACAACAGCGAGCGCCCAAGGACCCGAAUAUACUCAUACCCCCGAAUCUCAGAAGCCUCUAUUAACCAAUGAAGCCCUAAUGGAGCUUGAUUCGUCUCCAAAGCCCCCGAAAUCAGUACCAAAGACCAGCAUUGUUGACAGCAACGGUAGCCCCCGACUCAUGCCCAGGCAGACCAAGAAUGCAGAUGUGCCUCAACUUGACUUGGAAGACGGCCCCAACCACAAAGAAGAGAUCAGGGUGCGUGACACCAGUCUAAGUCAAUACAGCCGAAGCUCCUGCGAUCUGGCUACCGAGGAUACAUACGAGAGUCUCGUGUGGACCAAGUUCCAAAGGGACAUGUUCUUAGAAUACGGAAUUGAAACUGAGAAACUGAAGCAGACGAGACUCGAUCCACGGCCUAUGUCAGUCAGUCAUCCGCCAUCGCUCCCUCAGGAAGGUACUGCCGACACUGUGGACGCGGAUCGAGCAUCGACUUCUUCCCAGAGAACGAUUGACGAUAAGAAGGCGAAAGCUACUGCAUCAGAGAAAUGUGGCCCAAUUGACAGACCAUGGGCUCACAAUGUCCCGGAAUUGCCUCAGCCAGAUAUUGAACCACAGCCAUCCACAACAGCGCGUGAUCCGAUGGAAUGGAUAACCGCCCUAGGGGUGGCACAGAAGAAUGCGCACGACUUGCUGCACGAAACGAACUCGCACCUCUCAACCCAACUCGCUGCAGAAAAGGCCACUAUCACUCAAGUCCUGGAGAUAUAUCGCCAGGGAUGCAGUCAGAUUCUCGAUGACCUGUUCAAGGCCCAAGAAGUGCGCAUGCAGAUGUACCAUCAGCAAAUGCAAUAUGUCAAGGGUCAGCAUGCUAUUAUCUGCGAAGACAUGGUGCGCGGAUUGCAAGAGCUCGACCGUCGGGUGCAACAGGGACCAUGA